This is a messenger RNA of Encephalitozoon intestinalis ATCC 50506, 699 nucleotides long. RefSeq lists its product as uncharacterized. The transcript has a single exon. Lineage: Eukaryota; Fungi; Microsporidia; Unikaryonidae. The record is from RefSeq and is a predicted model, not a curated record. The coding region runs from base 1 to 699 and encodes 232 amino acids.
AUGAAUUCAGAAGCUCGGAUUAAAAAGAUAAUGGAGGAGACAGGAUGUUCACUAGAGGUUGCAAAAAAAGCGGAGCAAGAAUCCCAAGGUAACUUGAAUGCGGCUAUAGAAAUGGCUAAGAAAAAAGGAAAUGUUUUGUAUUCAGGGGGAAACAGUGGGCUAUAUGUUGAGGAAAACCCAUCGCGAAAGUCAAUAACUCAAUACAAAAAUGGAAUCCUGGUGGAGGAUAAGUUCUAUGAUUUUUCCGUAGAUAAUAAUAUCAGACUCAAGGACAUGCUGGAAAAAGGAACUUUUGAUGCAUCACUUCUUGUUUUGGAGGGAGAUACAGCCGAAGUCAUCUACAGUGAAAGGUUGGAUGAGGAAUACAAAGAAAAAAAGCCCCAGGAACCUUCUAAGGUAACAGCCUCGUUUGUAGGGGAAGGAAGGCAGAUUGGGAACUCCAGCAGAGAUAUUCCUUGUAAUAAUAUUGAAGACACGUUAGAAAUAGUCCAUGAUGGUGAUACAGUAUUCAAAGUUAUGAUAGGGAGCAAAAGAGUCACGGUGAAAAUGCACAAGUUUCAAACAGUUGGCGAUUUCUUCGAUUAUAUGGAGAGAUAUUAUGACUUCGGGCUUGUUUUGUCUACCAAUGGAAAAGAGAUUCCCCCUAGCCAUAGUGUUGAAGAAAUAUCAAACAAACUUGUUCUCCUUAGCAGAAGAUAG